GUUCAGUGUAAAUAUCACACUAGUUAAACGAAUUACUCUCCGGUGAUGACUUCCAAACCAACGGCUCCAAAGCCAUUUGUCUUCCCGGUGAUGAAGAAAGCCAUUGAAGAUCUCUUCACGAAACCCAUCAUCACUAAGGAGGAUGUCGAGGCGUUUCAAGACCGGUACUGGGAACAGUUGGUCCCCAAUUUUAGUCAAGCCCUCAAGCUGCUUGAUAUUCACGGGGUUCCCAGGCAUAACAUAUUGUGGAGCAUCAAUGACCGACUUCUGGACGCCAUCAAAGCAGGUGUAGAGGCAAAAUGUGAAGAUCCAGAUCAGAGAAAAUGUCAGAAGUUGUGGCAAAAGCUUAUCAAAACUGGAAUGGUUUACAUUCAUCAUCCGUACAUGCGUGCACUCAUAAUGCAGGUCCUUGGUAAAAUGAACGCUAUCAAAGAGAGACACGUCAAUAUGAUUGUGGACAAUCAAUACUUGUAUGACGAUGCCCCCUUGCCUGUUUUGCGGCAUAUCUGGGUCGCACACCCACACAAGUUUCAAGAAGAACUGGACAAGGUCAUUGCCAGAUUUCAAAACAGUUGGUCUGAUGCAUUGCUAGAUGCUCUGUCCAUGGGAAUCACCUCAACUGCAUCGUCUACCGCUGACCUGUUACCCUUACUUUACUGGCCACCUAAACGCCGUCGCCGGGAUACAGCGAUUAUCCGCAUGGUCGAAAUGAUUGGUGAUGGACAAACCCUGUACGAUAAGACCGUCACCUUCCUGCGGGAUCAGUGUGUCCGUUUGGAACAAGCAGCUUCUAACCUUGCUCUGGGAUUCACAAACCGAGAGGCUUCGGCCGAGCCGAUAACACCACCUCCCAAACGCCGUCGUCGUUUAGACUCCACUGAAAGCCCAGCAGAAAGAGCCCGGCAAACGGAGACUCCCACAUCCGGAAUUGUUCCUUUCACACCUCCAGCCUUUUUACCCAACCAACCUGCUGUGGUGUCUACUCUGUUGUCCACAAUCCGUUUCGACUUAUUGAUGAGUCUGAACGAGGCAAAAAUCGACAGGCUUUGUGUCCCGGAUCGCAUACAUCAAUUUGUUUGGUGCCUUGAUGCCUGUGUACGAAAUAGGCGAAUCGACCAGCGGCACGCCAGUGGUCUAGCCUACCACUUGACGGUUCAGCGUCAACGGGCGAAGAAGAUGGAUGCUGCUGCUAGUGAGCAAUCAGGUGAUACUGACGAAGAGUCUGGAAGCCAUCAUGAAUCGUCUUCCAAGGUUGGGUCUGCUCGUUCCAGAUCAAGCAAACACAGUGCUGGGACAAGUUCUAAAACCGGUUACAAGAAGUCCUCCUCGGAAGGCCCAGCGAACACAGAAGAAACUGAUGGAUCAGAAGCAGUGACAGAAAGUCAGCUGCUCGAAAUGGAUAUACAUAUGGCUUGUCGGGACCCAUGGGUCUUGUACACUAUUUGCACUUCCCUUAUUCGGUACAUCCUGAACGGGUUAUACGAGAACAAAUUGCCCCGAGAAAUACCUGAAGUUAGUUUGCUGGUGCACUUUCUCAUCUUGGGUGUCGGCGACGACUUCACUCAGCACCUGUCUCCUCGCAGACAACCUUGGCAAGGGAAAGACUGCUUUGGGUCAAAGAAAGGCUCUCAGAAUACAGAUGAGGGAUGUGCGAUUCCGAAAUCUCCUUCGAAGGCGCUUAUUGGUCAUGUGUUGCCUGCUGUAGCGCAACUUCAAGUACUCACUUGGCGAGCUCAAGUUGCUGAACAAAUUAUCGCGUCUAGUAGCAAUGUUUGGCCAGGAGCUGGUAUCAGUUCCUCACUGCUCAGCCCAGGUGGCUCCUCACAGCCUGCUCGCCGUUGCUCCUCGGGUGGUACGACUGAGGCACGUGAGUCUACUCAACCUCCGGCCGCGCUACAGAAGCAAAUUACAGAUGCAACCAACUCAACAACUGUAGCAGUCCCAAGCGACUACUUUGCACACCCGAUCGGUUACUUGAUUUUGCAAUAUCAUACCCUAUUCGCACUGGAGCGAAAUGAGGUAUCUGUAUUGCGAGCAUUGCUAAAAGCAGCCGCAAACGUGGUACAACAACAGUUACGGGCGACCCGUGCCAACAAAGCAUGUGCGGGUAAAAUUGGACCUUCUUCCCCGCCUUCUCCGCUUGACCCCGGUACGCCUCAGAUACAGUUUCGUUGGCGGCCCGAAGUACUCCAGGCCCUUGUCCUUGGAAUCGCCCGACUGCCACACUCCGUUCCGGCUUUUGUUGACGUAAGCCGUGGUAUUCAUGGAUCGUCCAGCACGGGAUCUGUUGGCAUGGUUGAUAAUGCCAACCAAAUGGAAACCGGCAAUAGUAGUUCAGAUGCUGCGGAUUCGGAGUUGCUAGGCCCUGGUCCUAUUUCUGUUGGUGCUGGUGAUUCGGGAGCUACUUCGGGUACUGCAGGACAAGUUAGAUCCGCUUCUGGCAGCGGGCACGGUGGCCUGCUUUCUGACAGUCGCGUGAUUUCAUCCAGUACUAUGAUCACACGUGCUGAGCUCGCUACACUACUGAGAGCCAGCCUCACCUUAGUGGGUGACUUGCAGUUGCUGGCGUUGGCUCAACUGGCUCUGUUGGUUCCAGGUCCUAGUGCCUCUGCAUCUGCUUGUUCCAACACCAACGCGUCGUUGCUAUCUUCAACAGACACUGGUCCGUUAGAACCUCUAUCUCCUGUUAUGACUGAGCGUGAACGAUUGACGAAUACCUUAGCUCGACAUUGUACGUCUGUCGCGGUCUCCGAUACACCUGUUCCCACUGAAGCUGCUCCGUCGGUAGCGACGACAUCUGGUCCGUACAAAUCUACCGACCCUCGCGUCUUACAAGCGUUGGAUUUCCUGCGAAAGUUAGCUCGACAUUGUACGUCUGUCGCGGUCACCGAUACACCUGUUCCCACUGAAGCUACUCCAUCGGUAGUGACGACAUCUGGUCCGUACAAAUCUACUGACCCUCGCGUCUUACAGGCGUUGGAUUUUCUGCGAAAAGAUAUCGACCGAAGUCUGGUUCCCCCAUCUUUGCCCCUUACCCCAACCGGCCUGCCUGGUCCAAAGUCUAUCCCUUUUCCCUACAAUCAACCAACUCCUUUCAGUGGUUCCGGUUCCAGUGGGUCCUCAACUCGUUUCGCUGGAUUUCAAGUUCCUGCUCAGCCGGACUCCGUAACUUGGGCAGGUGCUACACCCCGUAGUCCAUCAUCGGACAGAAAGGGAUCACGAUUCCCUCAGUCAUCCUUUUCAACCACAUCUCGAUUCGAUUUCAAGAGUUAUGGUGUCCCCUCCUCUUCGUUUUAUUCAUCCUCGUCAUCCGUCGGACCACAGCUACCCAUGGGCACACCACUCACUAAUCCAGGCUUGAUGGGUGCCACACCCCAUCUGAAUAAUCUUGCACUCGGGCAUGGCAUGAUGCCACCCACCCCGCGGCGUCCUUCCACACCACCACGAGAGUUCCGUCCCUCCAGUCCUCUGCUUACGAACUCCAGUGUUGGUCAGUCAAGUUCGAGUUUGGGCGCAUUCGGUGUAUCCGCUCAACAGUUCGGUGCGGAAUUCAGCACUUCCUGUCCGUCACCGUCGAUUCACAGAUCAGCCAACAACGGGAGUACUACCAGUGGGUCCGUUUCUGGCAUAGGCUAUUCCAGACCAAGGUCACCUUCACCUCCCGACAUGUGAUCUCAUCGAUUCUGUUGUGAAACUCAGUCUACACGGUUUCUUGGUGACCUCAUCGUUUUCUACUAAGUGGAGCAUACACGUUCACUGUCAAUCGAUCAUUUUGAUGCACACGUCUCCAGCCGUUCUUAUGUUUGAUUUGUAUUUCUAUUACACCGAAAAUUCAUGCCUUG
Opisthorchis viverrini is the source of this 3842-nucleotide messenger RNA. RefSeq lists its product as hypothetical. Gene Ontology annotation, biological process: negative regulation of transcription elongation by RNA polymerase II. The record is from RefSeq and is a predicted model, not a curated record. NCBI's taxonomy places the organism in Eukaryota, Metazoa, Platyhelminthes, Trematoda, Opisthorchiida, Opisthorchiidae. Bases 46 to 3672 code for a protein of 1208 amino acids. The transcript is spliced from 11 exons. Gene Ontology annotation, cellular component: NELF complex; nucleus.